Messenger RNA from Seriola dumerili (greater amberjack), 4880 nucleotides. It is a transcript of the gene stk11ip, whose product is annotated as serine/threonine kinase 11 interacting protein. Lineage: Eukaryota; Metazoa; Chordata; Actinopteri; Carangiformes; Carangidae. Gene Ontology annotation, cellular component: cytoplasm. Gene Ontology annotation, molecular function: protein binding. The coding region runs from base 153 to 3800 and encodes 1215 amino acids. The transcript has 26 exons. The record is from RefSeq and is a predicted model, not a curated record. Gene Ontology annotation, biological process: intracellular protein localization.
GUCAACAUCACUGUGCACUGUGCUAUUAUGCCGAGAAGUUGCAACUAAAACGUUGUUUUUCUUCAUAUAGCAAACUAACAUGAUUUAGCACUUUACGUGUCGACGUAAGAACUUGAUGUUAGCUAUCUAUUUUUUGGCUGUCACUGCAGAGGAUGGCCGUAUCUCACACUGCCCAGUCCUCCCUUGUACACAGCUUGGCCACACUCCUCCGAAAUGAUGGUGACUUGGUGCUGGAUGGCAGCAGCACACUGACCUUAUCAGCAGACAGCUUGCAGCACCUCACCAGGCUGUUUGAACAGUACUUGCUGUCCAGGAGCCAGCAGCAUGGCUUCCUGGCGCUGCCCUCCCACCCUGCUGACACUGCUUCCCUGCUGCAUCUUCAGUUCCUGUUCGAUGUCCUUCAGAAGACCAUAUCCCUCAAGCUCAUCAACCCCCCAGAGGUUAGACUUCAGUCUGUGGUGAAAAUCUUCCCGUUCAAGUCACUGAAGAGUUUGGAGCUAAAGCGAAUACCCCCGCACUGUCUAGAGGGACUCAGAGGAGUUUACUCCCAGUUGGAGGUUUUCACCUGCUCAAAGAGCCUCAGCUCCCUGGAGGAGCUGCUUUCCCUGUGCGGAGGCGACCUGAGCUCUGCACUGCCUUGGCUGGAACUGCACACCCUUAACUUCAGCUACAACUCCAUUGUCUGCCUUGACCAGUCACUAAGUUUACUGAACGUCCUGAAAUCUCUGGAUCUAAGCCAUAACAAGAUUCAGGAGUGUGCUGAAUUUCUAAAGCCCUUGAGUGAACUGGAACACUUGAACCUGGGCUACAACUGCCUGCAGAGGGCGCCAAUGCUGGGCCUGAGUGCCCGAGCCAAACUCCUCACACUCAUUCUCAGGAACAAUGAACUGGAGACUAUAAACGGUGUGGAGCAAUUGUCUUCACUCCAGCACUUAGACCUGGCCUACAACCUCCUGUUGGAGCAUUCCCAGCUGGCUCCUCUCUCCUUACUACACUGCCUCAAAACACUUAAUCUGGAGGGCAACCCGCUGUUCUUCCAGAAGACUCACCGCACCUGCACCGUUCGACAUCUCUCCCCAAAGGCGGCCAAUCUCAGACUCAAACUUGAUGGUUGCCCCCUUUCCUCAUAUGAAUUAUCAGUUCUGCCUAAACCAGGCCAGCAGAUCGUCCAGGUCCAGACUUCGCCUCCAGUUGCCAUGCCACCAGAACGGAGUAACCAAGAUGUGUCCAGUGGGGCAGGGGAGCUUAGUGACAGCAUGUCCGUUGGAGAAGUGGGGAUCUCACACAUUCGCAAGAAGAAAUCCAGGAGUAAAGUCAAAGUGCGGAGGGCCAGCAUAUCCGAGCCCAGUGAUACAGAUUACGAGAACAGACAGCUUUCCUCCACACAGAGCAUUGUCCUUCCCCACCAGCAGGAGAUCGAACGCAUGUCCAGCUUCAGAGAACAGCUGGGGGAGGACUGGCUGAGGUACCAGCACCAUCUGGAUGGAGCUUCCCCCUCUGCCACUGUCAGCAUCAACCAGCCAGCCCCUCACCAUCAAACUCUCCCCAACGGCUUCAGCGCCACCACCCCAUGUCCAUCCACCAGCAUCGGGAAGCAACCAUCACCACCAUCCCUGCAGGUCCCGGAGGUCCUCCCACCUCCGCUUCUCUCGUCUGAGCCCAGGGUGGACACUUCUGAUGUGGAUGGAGACCUGGAAACAGAGUCCACUCUACAGUGGCCCGGUCUGAGCACUCGACAGACAGAGUCCACCUUGGAGGACAGCAUGGUGGAUGGUCAGGUGGUGAGCCAUGGAGUUAUGAGCUCUCCUGGGCCAAGUCUAGAGUCCCAAAGGUCGGUUAGAGCAGAAAGCGGAGACACAAAGGAGGAAGAAGAGAUGGAGGACCUAGGAGUGGACCUGUGUCACCCCUUACUUGUUGGCGUCUUAUCUGACAAAGAGGAGGAAGACGACAAUGGCCAGCGGGGGAAAGGGGGGAGGAGGGAGAUGUUUCUGUGCAUAAAACAGGGCCUGGUGCUGGAGGUGGACAUGCAGCGUGGCCAGGAGAGAUGCCGUCUGGAGCUGGACAGCCUGGCUCGGGUGGAGACCACAGCUGCUGCAUGGAACCGUGGGGAUACAGAGGAAAUGCUUCCAGCUGUGGAACUUCAGUUCGACUACAUCAGCAGGGAGAAGAGGAGGAGACGCUACGUCCUGCUGGAUGACGACCCACAGCAGGCUCUACAGGCUCUGACUGACGUGCUGUCUCACGUGGUGGAGGAAAACCAGCGGCGUGACUCGGAGCUCCAUCCGAGCUGUGUUCACCUGCAGUGCCUUCGCUGCAGGUACGAGUUUGCACUUCAAGGAGGGGGCAGUGAAGAGGAGGCGGGAGGGAGAGCGAGGCGGAGAGGGGCAGCAAUGCUACCGGAGGGUGUGGAAGAACAGGACGGGGAGCAGCUGACAGAGCCCGAAUGUGAUGAUGACACCAAAGGAAACAGUAAUAUUUGUCCAGAAUGUGGAAGUGAUCAUGUGGUCCAGCUGGCUGUCCAAUCAACUCCCUACAGCAGUACGCCCAUCCAUCGUCCAUCCAGGCCUGACAGUGAGGACGAUCAUCUCGAUAUAACCCAGAGCACUCGCAGUGUCACCAAGGACGACUACACAGAUGCCAGUAUCAGCAGUAGUCCCAUCCUGGAGACCGCCACCACUACAGAGGAGCCCACCUUCGUCACUGCCCAGGGAAGCUCCUUCUUCAUCAGGGACGCUCCUAGUGAUACCUACAGCCUCUCUUACAACACAGAGUGCCAAAGUAAAGAGGACCUGGCUGGGAGCUACCACUACACCACUACCGGUGCGACGCCACCUGAAGUCCAAGCCCAACCUGCAGGGAGAUCCACCCCAAACGAUGAUGUGGACCUGCUGUCUGAGGACUAUGACGCGGUGGACCAUCGGCUGAAGCUUUUCCUGGAUGUGGAGGUCUUUGAGGAGGAAGAGGAGGUUCACUCUUUCCUCAAGAUGUCAGCUGUCAAAUAUGGGGAGCCAGGGGAGGUUCCCUCUCUGUUGGUGGUGUCAAACCAGCGAAUCUAUUUCCUGGAAACAACAUCAGAGAUGCACAGAGGCCAGCUCUCUGAUUGGCUGCAGAAGAGAGACAGCCACCCAAUCAUGGAGCUCAGCUACCUGGAGGUGGGGCUGGGCUCUCAGAGCAUCCACAUGGAGUUUGGAGACGGGGGCGUGGCCUAUACCCUCCUCGUGAGGGACAGUUUACGUUGCAAGCGCUUCUUUGGCCUGUUGACAGGAAUUGUGCGCGAGAUGGCUCACAAAUCAGACAGCAAGCUGCAGUCCAUCUCCACCACCAGACUCAACCCUCAGCACCAUCUCUGGCCUCUGGUGUGUGAAGACAUCCAGGCAGAUGUGGAGGACGGCCAGCUGCAGUUUUUCUACAUUCUGGCUUUUGUCCUGCAAGAGGACAUCUGGACGCCGUUGACAGUCCUGGCAACCCGGGAAACCCUCUACCUGCUCAAAGAGGAUCACCAGUGGACGAAAAGCUCCAACAGCCUGACAGAGAAUGAAAACAAAGAAGCGUGCAGCGGGAGCGUGGCUGUUUUAGAAACGCUGCCAAUCAGCUGCGUGAGCUCGAUCCACCUGUGGCCUUCGGACCAGUGCAGAAUAGAUAUUAAACUUUACGAUGAGACGGUGAAACAGGAGAAGACGUGGUGUGUGCACUCGGAGAGCACUGAGCUCCUCCAGGGUCUGCUGGCCUGGGUCAGAGCACAGUGGGAGGCCAUGUUCGGAGUGAAACUGCACACAAGCCUGCAAGACGAAGCAGCAUAAUGGGGGAGGGCAUAAGGAAAGACAAAAGAUAGAGACUCUGCAUGUGUGUGUGUGUGUGUGUGUUCAUGACACUGUGUGUUGGUACUGGGAAAUGUUUAGUGAGCGUGAGCGAGUGCGUCUUUAUUUUCUCUUUACACAAUCUGCACUCAGUCUGGUUCCAUUACGCUCAUCGCUUUCAUCGUCUUUUAAGCCAAGAACUUGGAAGUGAUUGCACUCAUUCAUGUGGUACACAAGCCUGUAAAAGCACUGGUUGCAUAAUUUCUCCUCCAGAUACCAUCCCACCAAACUUUUCUACAGCUGAAAUGGAGUGUGCCUUGUUUCUUUAGCCGCUGCCAUGGUUCUUAUUGAAAUGCACCUUAAUGCAUCUUGUAUUGUUCUUCAUUCAUUGUAGCAUCAAGCUGCUGUGGAGCAGAUUUGGGGAUUUGGACCUGAGAGAGCAUUAAGUUGGGAACAAAAGUUGUGUCUGAGGAUUUUUAGGGGAGUAAUCCAACGAGCUGAGCCUUAACAAUGUCCACCCCCUCGUGUUAAGCGGGACGGAGUCUUUCCUCGCCAUCCUGGGGUGCAGCAAGUUGUGAUAUCACGCGCUCAACACGAGGUUGGAGUUUCUUCUGAAAGGCCAGGGCUCGAGUCUGUCACGAAAGGGUCACUUCACACCCUUUCCACCCAAUUAGGGUCUUGUGAUGUGUCUCUGCACUGUGUUUUGUGAAAAGAUGAACAGAAGCAGCUCUUCUCUAUAAAACUUGAGAAGUGCUGGAUGUCUCAACUAAAUCCUUUGUUUCUGUUUAGUUUAUAUAUCAGUUUAAAAUGUAGAACGGAACUGCUGCACCUGUGUGCAUUGAGCAUGUAGCCACUGUGAUGUGAAAUUGUACAUAUUAUAUCCUCAUGUACAGAUGCAGCAAAAAGCUAAAUGAAUUCAGCAUUGUUUAGAAUUAGAUUAACCAGUAUAACUUAAUUUAUUUCUUUAUAAUUUUUUCAUUGAGUUUAGUCAGAAAGUGUGUUUUAUUUUUGUAUUAAUAUGAGGAAAAAACAUCUGAUGUAUGAUGUGUACAACUCAGUAUAAAAGUCAUGUGUUCAUGUGUG